UCACACCAGGCAUCCACGAAAGCGCAGCUCCAACAUCUUCCCCUCCGUGCAUUGGAAAUACUUGUCUGCCAUAAAGAGCUCUGCUGACGGUCCAAGCCGCACACCGCAUACCCCACACGACAGCUGCGAAAUCCGCGACAAUCCACCAUGGCCCCUCCACCGCCCGCAUCGAUGCCGCUGGGCCAGCGCCUCGCCGCCCUCGCCCAAACACUGCAGUUCGCAUGGUUUGCUGGCCAUGUCUCUCUGCUGCUCGCCACCUUCCGCUACAGCUUGUCCUACAUCACCUUCAACUCGGCUUCGAGAUGGGCCGGCUUCUCGUAUCGCGUGGCAUUCCUCUCUGCGUGCGUCACGUAUGGCAUCGUGGUAUACAAGGCAUAUCGCGCCCGCAUGAGGUCAGGAAAGCAGGGUAGCAUCCUUGCUUUGGCUACGGAUGAGAACGUGCAGUACCUAAUCAUGGCGCUCGUCUGGCUCUUCUCCCGCCAGAUCCCGAUGGCUGUGCUUCCCUUUGCCGUCUACUCAGUAUUCCACGUCGCAACCUACGUGCGGUCGAACCUGCUGCCUGCCAUCCAGCCACCGCCGGCUGCAGGCCCACAGGGCGCCAAGCCUAAGCCGUCUGGCGCGUCUGACAUGAUCGGAAGGUUCGUCAAAGAGUACUACGACGGCAGCAUGACGCUCGUUGCCAUUCUCGAAAUUGCCCUCUGGUUCCGCGUCAUGGGCUCUGCGCUCCUCUUCCAGAAGGGCUCGUGGAUCUUGUUCCUCGUCUACACCGUCUUCUUCCGCGCUCGCUAUGCGCAGAGCAGCUUUGUCCAGGGCGCCAUCACCCAGCUGACUGCCCGCAUUGACGCUCAGCUUGCGAACCAAAGCACUCCCCCAGCUGCCCGACAGGGCUGGGGAAUGUUCAAGAACAUCCUCAGGCAAGCGGCUGAUGCGACGGACAUCCGCAAGUAUGUGGGUGGACAGCAGGGCGCCGUGCCCAAGAAAGCGCAGUAAUUGCGUCCGGCUUUGCUUCCAGGCCUAUCUUCAACUUGAGUUGCCAAAUAUGAGUUGGAGGUCUCGAGGCUGGGAAAGCGGACGUCGAUGUUGAAAUUUGGGAUUGGGGUGCCGCGGGCUACGAGAUGCAUGACUCGUUAUCUUGGUGGCAGCGUCAGCAUCCGCCCCACUACCUGCGCAAUGGACAUAUGAACGAGGAGGGGGGUUUAGGUUGGCUGAAUUUGAGCGCCCGUUGGGGGGUGGUGGAGCUCAGGAUUCGAUGGGCACGGGUGCGAAAAGUGACGAAUACACGGGUGCUGUGCAGUGCAGCGGAUGGAGAGG
Messenger RNA from Trematosphaeria pertusa, 1311 nucleotides. RefSeq lists its product as uncharacterized. NCBI's taxonomy places the organism in Eukaryota, Fungi, Ascomycota, Dothideomycetes, Pleosporales, Trematosphaeriaceae. Gene Ontology annotation, cellular component: endoplasmic reticulum; membrane. Gene Ontology annotation, biological process: membrane organization; endoplasmic reticulum tubular network organization. The coding region runs from base 148 to 990 and encodes 280 amino acids. The transcript is spliced from 2 exons. The record is from RefSeq and is a predicted model, not a curated record.